Corythoichthys intestinalis (scribbled pipefish) is the source of this 2302-nucleotide messenger RNA. It is a transcript of the gene selplg, whose product is annotated as selectin P ligand. NCBI's taxonomy places the organism in Eukaryota, Metazoa, Chordata, Actinopteri, Syngnathiformes, Syngnathidae. The transcript is spliced from 2 exons. Gene Ontology annotation, cellular component: plasma membrane. The record is from RefSeq and is a predicted model, not a curated record. The coding region runs from base 397 to 1848 and encodes 483 amino acids. Gene Ontology annotation, biological process: leukocyte tethering or rolling.
GCUCACCAUGGUAUCCCCAACGGCCCGCCAAGCCCAGCCCAGGGCAGGGCAGGGCAGGACCCUUCAUUCAUUUGAAACCAGAUCAUUUUACAACAACAUUUACAAGAGUCCUUUAAUAAUGGCAGCUCCGAGCUGUUGCGUACAAUAACCUUGAGGCCGGCGUGCGGUUUGCCAGUCACAUUUGCAUUUGCAGAAGUUAUUGGAACGCCUUGCACAACAAGUCACAACUCAAUCCGACUUCCUCCUUGCAAACCGGAGCGCCUCGUGUAUCUCAAAACCUUUUUUUCUCGAGUGUGAACAUUUCCUGUUUCUAUACGGCAUGCGUCAUCUGCCAUCGCUACCAUUUCGUCAGACACCGACAUGACAUGAACGCGUCGGGGGUUUUUUAGAUUCAAGAUGACAGGUCACAGCAUAAAUUGGCUAUUGCUACGUGGGCUGUUUGGCUGGCUUUCUAUUUUGGUUUCAAGUGGUUUGGUAGUCUUCGCAAGUGUAGAAGACCAGACCAGGUUGUAUCCGGUCUUUGAGGUCUCUCCAGAAAUGAGUCCAGAUGCAAGUAGAUCAUCUCACCAUUGGGCUAUCUCUGGAACUACACCCACAGAGCAGCAGCAGACUUCUGGAUCUUCUCAUGAAUUGAUUUUAGGAAAGAUUUCAAGUACAGUCCCAGUCCAAAUCCACAGUAGUCCACCAGCUAUCGGUAUUGGAAGGACAACUACUCCUCUGAGUCCAGAGCUUACUUUGAAACCCGAGCCUCUUUCUCUCUCUAGAGGUCUGAUCUCUACACCACCAGUGUCUUCAGAACUCUCAAAGAACAGUAGCCACCCUACUUUAGUCCAAAAUCAAAACACACCUGAAAUACCUACCGGUUCCUUGGACCUUUCUACUCUAAACUCUACACCAGAGCCACUAAUAACCGGCUCCGUCCUUGAAUAUGAAACAAAUUCUACUUCAUUGGCCAUCCAAAACCAAAGUCGUCCUCCAAGUUCAGGCACAACAUCUACUGGUAAUUUUACAUCUCUGGAUAUUCACACCACACCAGCGCCUCCUGAACCAUCCAGCUUUGUACACGAGUCUACUGAAGUCCCAAUCCAGAGUUCUAGCAAACCUCUGACUCUCAAACCUGAUCUCAAUAGUCUGAGCUCCACUUCAGAGCCUUCUGAAUCAUCAGAAUCCAGCUUUGUCACUGGCUCUACACCAAUCCUCAAACAAAAGCAUAGCAGUUCUCCAGGUUUGGAGACAACUGAAAAUAUUUCUUUGACCAGUAACACGGAUCUUACCAGACACGCAUUCACCACCUUAGAACCUCCAAGGUCUUCUACUGUAGUGAUCCAAAGCAGACCUCGAGGUUCUGAGACUACUGGAAAGACAGAUGCUGAUCUCACAACUCAAGCUGUUUCCGCUACCAAAAACCCGAGCUCUAUCUCAGCGACUUCCAACACAGGAAAGUCUCCAAUGACUACCCAGACUCUGGCAGCUACAGCAGCCCCUUGUAUGCCUUCAAAGACGCCGACCACAUUCAAGACCCAGCCGUGUUCCCUCCGCAGCGUGGUCAAACCUUGCUUGGUGGCCAUCGCGUGCUUGGCCGGCCUGGCCACCGCCUUCAUGGUGUCCACCAUCGUUCUCUGCAUCAAACUCUCCACCAGAAAGUACAAGCUACGAAAGGCCAAGGACCAGACGGAGAUGACGUUCAUGUCUUCACUCAUGCCAGAAAGGAACUACGCCGGCAUGAGGCAACGCAGCCCAGUCUCCAACGGCGUCCUGGUGAUCCAUAGCGCCGGGGACAGCGACGAGGACAUCAGUGACAACCUCACCUUAAGCAGCUUUCUUCAGGAGAGUGACCGUUUUGUUUAGGGAGAACUUCAUCUUCUGGAUGCUGACUCUUCUCUUUGAAUCCAACCUGACUUGAACCCGAACGACAAAAAACAUUUGUGCGAAUUAUGUUUGAUUGUUUAGUUACAAGCAGCAAAGUUAAGUUUACCACAACUGCCUAAGAGUUCUCAUGUUCUUCCAAAUAUUUUAUUACCUCUACGAUGUCUCGUCAAGACAUUAUAAAGAUUGGCAAAUGGAAACCAAUCCUUGGAAGGAGAUUGCUGAGAAUACGGGGCUGCAGGUCAGCAAUUGCAUAAAAAAAUGGAAGAACCUCUGAGACAAGUACAGUUCCUUGCAAAAGUAUUCGGCCCCCUUGAACCUUGCAACCUUUCGCCACAUUUCAGGCUUCAAACGUAAAGAUAUAAAAUUUUAAUUUUUUGUCAAGAAUCAACAAGUGGGACACAAUCAUGAAGUGGAACAAAAUUUAUUGGAUAAU